CUGCUCGUUAAACGAAGUAAAAGCACAAAAAGAAAAGAAAAAUUUGCAAACUGACGGCCGAAGAAGAAAAAUCUGAAAAUUUAUUAAACGUCGGGAAAAAAAACUACAAAAUUUUCGCUAGAUAUAAUAAAACUAACGUGGAAAAUUUGGAAAUUUUUUGUAAAUUAAAAAUUAAUAAAACGUAAUAGUGUUUAAUAGUGAAUAUAAUAAAAUAAUUGGACUUAUAGAAAAGCAAAGAAAACAAUAAUAUUGUGAAGUCGUGAAUUAACACAUUACAUAUUUAUUUUAUUAAUUUUCAAGCAUUUUUGUUUUGUGUUGUACUUUGUCUUAAUAAAAACAGUUUAUUGAAAUGAGUUCCACUGAAGAAACUAGUAGCCAAGCUACCACACCUCAAGAUGCACCCGAAGAUCAGUCCAAUGCCCGUGAAUUGGAAAAAAUUGAAGAAGAGAAACUAAAAUCGAAAUAUCCAGUGGGACUGAGGGGCCCUGGUGGUCAUACCGCUUUCUUGCAAAAGAGAUUACAAAAAGGGCAAAAAUAUUUCGAUUCUGGUGAUUAUCAAAUGGCCAAACAAAAAGGUGGUGGUGUCAAGCAGGUCUUUGCUAAUAAAGUUACAACCGGAGAAGCCAUACCCACACCUGAAACAGUGCCUGCGCGUAAAACUUCGAUUAUACAACCCUGUAAUAAAUUUCCUGCGACGAGUUAAGUUGUUAAUUUUAAUUCCCCCCUGAAAACAAAAACUAACUUCUUUACUCACACUUCUACUAAUAAUUAUUACAAAAAAAGAAAAGAAAUCCUCAACCUCAAAGUUGGAAAAAAAGGAAUGUUUAAACUUUUUCUCGCCUUUUCCUCCUACCAAAUUCUUAAAUUUGUUUUAACAAAACUUUUUAAGAAUUUUUAAGUGAAAUUUUGAAAAUUUUUCUUUUUUAAAUAAAAUCCCCCAAAACAGCAUUGUAUGCAAAAAAA
This is a messenger RNA of Lucilia sericata (common green bottle fly), 963 nucleotides long. RefSeq names its product cAMP-regulated phosphoprotein 19 (gene endos). Gene Ontology annotation, cellular component: cytoplasm. Gene Ontology annotation, molecular function: protein phosphatase inhibitor activity. The record is from RefSeq and is a predicted model, not a curated record. The transcript is spliced from 4 exons. Bases 350 to 703 code for a protein of 117 amino acids. Lineage: Eukaryota; Metazoa; Arthropoda; Insecta; Diptera; Calliphoridae.